UUUAAAAAGUCCGGACUGCCUGUUGGUGACAGGAUAACUGAAUCGCGCGAAGAAGUCAGUUUGCUAUAUUAAAACAGUUUUCAACUUACACAAUCAGUCUGGGAACAUUGGAUAUACACAAAUAAUACGUUUCCAUAUGAGUAUGACCGUCUUCGUCACAGAAUGGAGACUUAUCACGACCAGGUUUUAGACUCACCCUCCAAAAACAGUUACAUUGGGAGCUAUUACCAGCCUCCAGACAGGGUAGUACCAAUACCAAGACAGCUGGAGAUCUCUGCACCUUCAUACAUCAGCAUAGACCCACAGACAACCAGCCUCGGGGUGUCUCAGACUAAAGCUCAUAUUGACAGCAAAGCUGUUGUUGAUGCACUGAAGACCCUCCAGGAGAAAAUAAGGCGGUUGGAGCUGGAAAGGAAGCAAGCAGAGAAGAGUUACCAGCAGUUCUGCCAUGAUACUCGAAAGCAUCAGCAGGUCACAGCAUCUUACACAAUGCCCAGUCAACCAGCUGCCAACCUGCCUGAGAGCGAUAACUCUGGCCGGAGAGAGCUGGAUUCAACGCUGCAGUCUGCAGAGGCUCGCUGUAAGGUUCUUGAGAAGCAGCUGGACUACAUGAGGAAGAUGGUUGAAAAUGCUAAGAAGGAGAGGAAUGCUUUCUUAGAGAAUCAGGCUUCACUGCAGAACCAGGAGCCGAGCAGCUCAAACACCCAAAGUCAGCGAGAUAAGCUGGAGAAACUUGAAUCAGAGUAUCUCAAAUUGAGUAGAACCCAAACUAUGGCAGAGAAGAAGCUUGCCAUUCUGGAGCAAAAACUACUGAAGGAAGAGCAUGAGCGUAAACUUGUGCAGGAGAAAGCAGACGAGCUGCAGAGGGAGCUGGACAUCAGCCUUAAAUUGUCUAUGCCAACUUCUGAAGAGAUAAAGCCAAAGAAGAAAACAAAAAAGACUAUAAAGAAAACCUCUAAACAGAAUGAGCUGGCAUCACCAAGCGGCCCAAGAUCCAAAAAAAUGCCCUUUGUUGCAGGAACGUCAUUAAGCCCGAGCCAUUCAGUCCACGCCAAUGUGCAAAGUGUCCUUCACAUGAUGAAGCACCACCACCCCCAGCUGUGCGAACGAGUGAGUGCUCUGCACAGAUCUGGCUGUGGAGCCAAGAAAAGCCUCCAGAAGGACUUUUCUCCGUCUUCCACUGCCUUUAAAAAGCCUGACAGCUUGCCCGAGCAAGCAGAUCAGUCACUGAGCUCACUGUCAGACCUGCUCUUGGCUCUGCAGGAUGAGCUAGGACAGAUGAGCUUUGAGCAUCAGGAGUUGGUGCGUCAGAUCGAUGCAGCCCAACAUCGGGAGCAGAAGCAGGACCUGCAGAGAGAACUGGAGAGGCUGGUGGCCAGGAUGGAAGAGAAAGGAGUUCAGAUCACUAAGCUCCGCAAACACCAGCAGACAGUCCAUAAACUGACCCAGAGUGCCGAGGAACAUGCAGCCAAGAAGCCGAGCGGGAUCAAGCCACCGGUUCCUUCUCUUGUCAAGGCCAAACAGAAGGGAAAGAAAGGUGGGACCGCUCACACUAACCUGCAGCUUCUCCGAGAGACCCAGAAGUUCAAAAACAGCCUCAAACAAGACGACCUCUCCUGGGAAACAUGAGGUUCUCUGCAAGGCACUUCUGUGUGCAGGCUUUGAUCCUACAGCUGGAUGAGCCAUAAGACUCCCCUUGGUUCCUUUCCACUUGUUUUCCCUUCUCUUCAAACAGCCCCUGGGAUGUUUUGAGUAGCAAAUGAAAAGCAGGAAUAAAGUGUUUUAUACAGCACUUUAUAAUGUGUUGAUCAUAAAACCUAUUAAGCAAUCUGUGAUCUUUCACAUGCAGGGUCCUUCAUAGGUAGAGGGUAUAGUUUAUGAUGACUUUAACCUGCUUUAAAAAAUGAUGUAAAUGAAGUGUGUUUCAUUAAGUAUAUCUGAUCUCAAAUGAUGCUGGACUAAUCUAUUUUUAUUAUUUUGAAUUUUUAAUAAAGCUUAUUCUCUUUACAUAUUUCAGAUACAUCUUUAUUCACAUUUUACUUCUGGCAACACAACAGCUGCACCAUUGUUUGUCAUGCUGAGAACCACUAGGUGGCAAUGCUCAGCUUGUGUCUAUGUUACAUACGUGAAGGGUUUUUACCCAUGACACACCAUA
This is a messenger RNA of Toxotes jaculatrix (banded archerfish), 2155 nucleotides long. It is a transcript of the gene cep57l1, whose product is annotated as centrosomal protein 57, like 1. The coding region runs from base 163 to 1629 and encodes 488 amino acids. The record is from RefSeq and is a predicted model, not a curated record. Lineage: Eukaryota; Metazoa; Chordata; Actinopteri; Toxotidae. The transcript is spliced from 11 exons. Gene Ontology annotation, cellular component: centrosome. Gene Ontology annotation, molecular function: identical protein binding; gamma-tubulin binding; microtubule binding.